UGAUCUGCUUUACGAGCAAAUGAAGAAAAAAGAAGAAACAGAAAGAAAGUCUUGGUUUCCUGGAUCUGAGUACAGUAUGUGACGUCAUGCUUCUUCUUUCCCCAGAAAUGUGUCAUUGUCUUCAGGCAGCGAGAGCACAGAGAACCACAAGUUAGACACGGAGGAGGGACAGCAGAAGGUCAGCCAUGGCUGUGUUUCCGAUCCGUCUUGUAAUUUGGUCCACUUCGUUGGUUUUGUGGUUCCCUCAAAGUGCAGCGACUGAAAGCCAUGGUUUGGCUCUCUGUCAGGAGUUUUUGGAUGACAAAUACGAGCCGGACAUGGUUAACAUACAAAAUUCAGCAGAGGAGAUUUCACAUGAAGAGCUUUCAGAUAUAAAGGAGACGUUUAUCUGCCUCUUCGACUCAACAAAUGAGCUUAACUGCUCCUGGUCAUUCAACACCUUAGAGAAGGAUACUCGGCUCUCUGUGUUUGUCAGUGUCUGUAAUGAGGAAACAGUAAUUGGGUCUCUAAGCCGUACUUUUGCGGAAAGAGUUGGAUCGAUGUCCUUGACUGUCAACGAGGAAAUAUCAGGCGUAGUCUUACAUUUUAACAUGUCCCUGCACAACUGGAUAUCUUACACCUAUGUGUAUGACAUGGACACACUAGAGCAUCUUCCUCCACCUGCUAACAUCUCUGCAUCAUUCAAUAAUGAUAACCUGGUUGUAAAAUGGGACCUGCCUCGCACCAGAAACACCGUUAACCCUACAUGUUUUGAAAAUGAAGUGGAAAUACGUGAUCAGGAAACAACAACAUCUUGGCUAGUCAAACACCAUACAAAUCAUACAGUGGCAAGUGUAGAUCCUUCACACAGCUAUAGCGUGAGAAUGAGGACAAGAAUAUCAGAACUUUGCUCAGGAUCAGAUCACUGGAGUGAAUGGAGUCCCACUGUCACACUGUUGAUGGAACGGUCAGAUUCUGUGCUCAAGCCUGUGGUGAUAGUCUUCAUUUGUCUCGGAGUACCCAUGGGCCUGCUGGCUUUGCUGCUGUUUGUGCGCUAUCAGAGGGUGACUAAGGUCCUUUUUCCUCCGAUUCCUCGCCCCCCAGCAAAGUACAAAUAUUUCCUGGAAAAAAGCGAUGCAUUUAAUUUUUUCUAUUCUACUCCAUCGGCUAAGCCUGAAGAAGUGAUCACUGAGGUGGAAGACACUGGGAAAAACCCUGGGAAGUAAUACAGGAUGCACAGGUUGAAGAAGAACAACAACAAUGACUUUCGUUAUAUCUAAAUGUAUAGACUGUCUAGUUUUUCUUAUGUGAUAUUUCAUUUCAGGAGGCGUAUAGAGGUGUUAAAUACAUGCAAAGGUUUAUGCGUUUAUGCGUUUCUAUGUAUAGCCUUGUAAUCUAGCCUUUCAGAUCUAUAUACCUUUUAUACCUUUUGAUACAUAUAAAGAGUGCAUACCAAUGUAACAACGGUAUAAAGGUUAACUUUGUAUGUCUUUUUUUAAUAUGUGAAAUAAGGUUGGGGGAUGAAUAUUCAUCAGCUCUUUUGAAUCUCAUUCAUACAGCCUCAUUCGUCUUAAGCCUUGUUUUUAGAUGAGUGGUCAAUUUGGAGUAGUUUAGCCUCUUAAGUGCAUCCCAAGAAAAGCAAAUAUGGCAUAUUUAGAGAACUAUUAAAAGACCCCAAAAAUGCAAAUUAAGAUAAAAAGAAGAUGAGGACUAAAGGGGAAACAAGAACAAGGGUCACCCAUGGGAGUCAAGCCAGCCUUGAUAAAAUGUGAGGAUUUUAAACAAAAUGUGAAUAAAGCCAAGUUA
This is a messenger RNA of Pelmatolapia mariae (spotted tilapia), 1785 nucleotides long. RefSeq names its product interleukin-5 receptor subunit alpha-like. The transcript is spliced from 10 exons. Gene Ontology annotation, molecular function: protein binding; cytokine receptor activity. Lineage: Eukaryota; Metazoa; Chordata; Actinopteri; Cichliformes; Cichlidae. The record is from RefSeq and is a predicted model, not a curated record. Gene Ontology annotation, cellular component: external side of plasma membrane. Gene Ontology annotation, biological process: cytokine-mediated signaling pathway. The coding region runs from base 186 to 1205 and encodes 339 amino acids.